Diachasma alloeum is the source of this 2412-nucleotide messenger RNA. Its product is annotated as dymeclin. Gene Ontology annotation, biological process: Golgi organization. NCBI's taxonomy places the organism in Eukaryota, Metazoa, Arthropoda, Insecta, Hymenoptera, Braconidae. Gene Ontology annotation, cellular component: Golgi apparatus. The coding region runs from base 135 to 2204 and encodes 689 amino acids. The transcript has 7 exons. The record is from RefSeq and is a predicted model, not a curated record.
ACAACUAAACUAUCGCACUCUCGGCACUCUGCUGGCAGAAAAGAGAGAGUGUCUAAAGUCUAAACGUUGACAUGACAAGAUACUUCGGCAAUUUCCUAAUUUUUUUAGGAUAAAGAUACGAAUACGGCAGCGAUAUGGGUGCAUCAGCAAGUCGUUAUGACGAUUUAUCGAGAAAUGUUUGUUUGGAGAGUUUUUGUGCUAAAGAAUCAAUAGCCCCAGAUGAUUCCUUUUGGAAUCGCUUUCUCUCCUUCAACAUGCGACCCCCAGUGACUCGAAAUGAUCAAAUUGAAUUGGAUUCCCGAUUGGAUGGAAUGUGUCAAAAAUUAUUGACGAAUAAUUUAACAUCGGGUAAUUUUGCUGCUCUAAUCCAAGUAACAUUAAUGAGGACAAGUGAACUAUUAGCAUCAGUCACCAACCAAAAUAUAAUGUCAGCCUGGCAGACGUACAAUGCAUUAUUUGCAGUAAGAUGUAUUCUUAAAUAUCUGGUUGAAACUGUUGGAGAAAUGGAAAUGAUAAAACAUGCUGAAAGUGUUGGAAACAUCACGAGUGGAGAAACCAACAAAACUCCAAUAUUGAAACUUGAGUCGCUAUUUGAGGCCCUCAUUGAGAUAAUAAUUGAUGUUCCACUUUGUGAAUUUACCUAUGUUGUACAUCUAGAAGCUGUCAAUUGUCUUCUUGUACUACUAUCAGUUCAAUUAUUUUCUCAAACUUCUGCUGAGUACAGUACUGUUUACAGAAUUAUUAUGAACCACGAGGCUAGCAUGCAUGCUCCUGUUGUUGUUUGUACUCUACUGCAUAAUUUUGCACAACAGGAACAUGCGCCACCUGGCCUCUUGUCAAGAGAAGCCGGAGGAAGUAUUGUUUUCAAUAUUGCAGCUGGAUUAUGGAAUGUCAUUACUAUGGGCAUGGGCAACACUUUGAAAAAUAUUCAAGUAUCAAGCAAUAAUGGUGCUACUGAGGAUGAAGAUAAAAAACGAGACACACAAACACCAUUAGCUAGUCAAUCAUUGUUACUCCUAUUAGUCCUCACAAAUCACUGCACUACAGCACAUAAUCCAUACAGAGACGCUCUAUUCUCCUUCAAUAAUAAUAUUCAAGAUGAUCAGACAAUUAUGCCAACAAAGGCUGUCAUACCAUUUAGAUUUAAUUUUGAUAAAUUGUACAAUACAAUAUGCAAAGUAUCCAAUAGUGAUGAAGUUACUCUACUAUUGUACAUGCUUUUGCAUAGAAAUCCUAGUAUCAAAGGGCACAUUAUCAAGCGCACAGACAUUCAGCUUUUGGUGACUCCAAUUUUACAAAUUCUCUAUCAUGCGCCUGACAAUACAUCACAUCACAUUUAUAUGUCACUCAUUAUACUUUUAAUACUCAGUGAGGAUGACUCGUUCAAUAAGAGAGUUCACGAAAUUAUGUUAAAAGGUGUGACGUGGUAUACAGAGAGAUGCAUCAGCGAAAUUUCGCUUGGAGGCCUUCUGAUUCUCGUGGUUAUUCGAACGAUCCAAUACAAUAUGUUGAAAAUGAGAGAUAAAUAUCUGCACACAAAUUGCUUGGCAGCAUUAGCAAAUAUGUCAGCGCAAUUUUCAUCUCUUCAUCCGUAUGUCAGCCAAAGACUGUUGAGUUUAUUUGAAACACUUGCGAGAAAACAUGCAAGAUUAGAAGUUAAAAUACAAAGUCAAACUCAUUCUGAGGCGGCUGUCAUCAAUGUUAAUGGAGGUGUUAAUGCUAAUUCUGAUCUAAUUCAAGAUCUUACUAUACUUGAAGAAGUACUCAGAAUGCUACUUGAAAUUAUCAACAGUUGUUUGACACAUCGACUCCCACACAAUCCCAAUUUAGUUUACACUCUGUUGUAUAAAAAAGAUAUAUUUCAAUCAUUUAGGACACAUUCUGCCUUUCAGGAUAUCAUUCAAAAUAUUUAUUCAGUUAUCAAUUUUUUUUCCUAUAAAUUGGAACAGACUGAUCAAUCCCAAAUCGGCGUAAGUCAAGUAUUAGCUGCGAUAAAACAGGGUACAAUGCAGUGGCCCAAGGAUCGAUUGAGAAAAUUUCCAGAAUUAAAGUUCAGAUAUGUGGAGGAAGAACAGCCAGAAGAAUUUUUUAUACCAUACGUUUGGAGUGUAGUAUGCCAGGGAGCUUUAUUGUACUGGAGUGCAAAGAAUAUCAAAUUGUUUUCAUUGAAUGGUGGAGAACAAACGACAAUUGUCGUUUGCUGAUGUUGACAUGAGCAUCCGUUCAUUCCGCCAAAUCAACUCAAAACAAUGAUUAACAGAGGAAGAGAAAUUAUUAAUUCAUUGCUUUCAAUCAUGAUAAUUUCUCCGUCAAAUUUGCUUAUCGUUUGGUUAUUUUAAAAGAUCAACAAUUUAAAUUAUUCAUUGUUUUGUCAAUUAUAAGUAUGUAAAUAAAAAGUUUUUUUGUCGUCAA